AUGUACCCUGUCUCACCAACUCUGUUACGAUGCCUUCCCUAUUGCGAUGGUAGAUGCAGUGCUUGCUGGAGCACGAAGAAGCAGUCCUUGCGUGGCAACAAUGCCUGCAUCUUACUCCCAUGGACACAGCCACUAGAGGCCAAGGAACCUUGCCCGAAAUGA
Messenger RNA from Bipolaris zeicola 26-R-13, 162 nucleotides. RefSeq lists its product as uncharacterized. Bases 1 to 162 code for a protein of 53 amino acids. NCBI's taxonomy places the organism in Eukaryota, Fungi, Ascomycota, Dothideomycetes, Pleosporales, Pleosporaceae. The record is from RefSeq and is a predicted model, not a curated record. The transcript has a single exon.